AUGGCUGACGAUCAAGAUCGCAUGGACGUUGAUGAAGUUGAACUGAAAGAACCAACAACAGAACCAACAACAGAACCAACAUCAAAACCAUCAUCAAAACCAAGAUUUGAAGUGAAAAAAUGGACAGCGGUAGCGUUUUGGUCAUGGGAUAUGCAAAUUGAAAAUUGUGCCAUUUGUAGAAAUCACUUAAUGGAACCAUGUAUUGAAUGUCAACCAAAUGCCAUGGGUAAUAUUCCUUCAGAAGAGUGUAUUCCUGCUUGGGGAGUAUGUAAUCAUGCAUUUCAUUUACAUUGUAUUAGAAGAUGGUUGAAAACAAGAAAUGCAUGUCCCUUGGAUAGUACUAAUUGGACUUAUCAAAAAUUGGGUAAUUAA
Candida albicans SC5314 is the source of this 372-nucleotide messenger RNA. RefSeq names its product SCF ubiquitin ligase complex subunit (gene HRT1). Gene Ontology annotation, molecular function: cullin family protein binding; ubiquitin protein ligase activity; zinc ion binding. NCBI's taxonomy places the organism in Eukaryota, Fungi, Ascomycota, Pichiomycetes, Serinales, Debaryomycetaceae. Gene Ontology annotation, biological process: ubiquitin-dependent protein catabolic process; protein ubiquitination. The record is from RefSeq and is a predicted model, not a curated record. The transcript is spliced from 2 exons. The coding region runs from base 1 to 372 and encodes 123 amino acids. Gene Ontology annotation, cellular component: cullin-RING ubiquitin ligase complex; nucleus.